AUGGCAACAGGCGGUACGGCGCCGCCCAUAACAAUGGCCAAUCACCCACACUCGCUCCUCGACCAGGACAGCACCGUGUCCAGCCCUCUCAGUGAGGUCGAAGACAAGGAUGCGGAGCCAGAUGACAUGGAUAUCGACAUGAAUAGCAAUCAUUCCGACGGUGACGAGGCUCCAAAUACCGAAAAUGGUCCCGCGCACAACCCCGCCGUCCAGCCACCACACGACUCCUCCGACUCCAACCUCUCAGAAAUCGAAACGAACGACUCCGAGGCCGAGACAGAGCGUCUCUACGACACUCCGCGCAAGAAUAACACACACCUGGCCGAUCCAAUUCCAAAUGCGAAAAUUGACAAAAGGCGAUCGCCUGAGAAACCUGCCCGCACAUUUCAAAGGAACUCAAGCAAGUUGCAGGCCAAGACACAGGGUGACGAGUCCGGAGGUGACGACAACGACGCUCUCUCGGACGACCGCCAUGAUGCCGACGACGAAGAUAAGGGCUCCACUGUCGACAGCGAAGUGGAUUCUGAAAAAGAGGAGGCAGUAACACGGGCAAAGGGCUCGCAAAACCAGCGUACCAGGUCGCAAGAGUCUCACAUCAUUGCAAGCUCUACGCUUGCUGGCAGUGGCAGUGACAAUUCCUUGGCAGACUCGAAGAAACGCAAAAGAUCGCCUGUGGCAUCACGGGCCGACUCCAAUCAGCCACUUCGGAAAAGGACUGCCUCAAUUCCAGAGCCAGGCGAUGAAUCGUCUUCCCUCUCAAAGAUCGAGUCAGAAGACGUUGCUUUAAGCAACAUCACGGGCAACAAAAGUGCUGAGCAUACUGCCGACGAGGACGAUGAUGAGACGGCUGCUAAGAACGCAGGAGACAUCGCAGACUCUGUGGAGAGGCCGACGAAUGAGAUUACAAAGCCAAAGAAGUCUAAGCGCAGCACGAAGAAGCGAAAAGCCUCGUCUGAGACAGCCGAGGAGACACACGAGGGAGAAGAGCCCACCGCAACACCGAUCCAGACUGUCGAGGAUGAGCAGGCCGAAGCGGGAAUUGACGAGGAGGCCGAAGCCGUGCAUAAAAACGAGGAAGAACUGGAGAAGAAACGCAGUGCAUUUGACCAGCUUUCCUCAAUUGAGAAGAACUUUGCUGUACUAAGGGAUCGACUGUACGAAGAACGCCUCGCGCAGCUCAACGAAGAAGAAGCGAUGCUGACAAGCGACAACCCGACGCACCCCGAAUAUCUGGCUAUGAUGCAUUGUAUCGAUAGCCGCCGAGAUGACAGGGUGAGAGUCGUUGAUCUCGAGUACAAAUUUAACAUGGAAGCUCUGGACCGUUGGGCUGUGGCUCGACGGGCACAAAUUCUCUCUCAAUUCUACCAAAGCGCACGCGAAUUGAGGGAAUUUUACGUAGAUGAGCUCGGCAGACAAUGGUACGAGAUUCAACACGAGCGCCGGCGAAACGCCAAUCCUAUACCAGACUAUGGUUUCCGAUUUCCCAAGACGAAGGCGGAACAGAAGAGGCACGCGAUCGCGCAAGGAAAGGAAACGUCAAUACUAGCUGGCAUCGCCCAGCACCACGGAUUCCCAGCGGCGCCAGAUAUGCGGGGUGCAUCGUCGACAGAGGUCGAAGAUGACUUUGAAGCAAUGGCUCGAGCGCGACAAGGGGCGCAUCCGAGCGCGUCGCAGCGCCUGCAGCCGGCUUUGCAUGAUUAUGCUGCCGCGGCUCAGUUUGGACAACAACUUGGGCCUGCGGGCCAAGAGUACAUCGAAAGCCACCCGUGGGCGAAUCCAAAACACCCUUCUCAUGGCGCGACCUCCAGGCGUCAGUCACACGGUGCUGCAUAUGCCGGUCCUCCCGCCUUGAUGGGCCACGGGAGGGCGUCGCAUCAACCUUCGGGUGGAAUGUGGUUCGCCAAUGGCCAGAUGAACGGCGAUACCAACCACCGACAUCUCACUGCCACAGCCGAUCCUGAGCCAACGCACCCCAGAAGAAUAGUCGAGACGGUCAAAUCCAAGCGCGAGGCGGUCGCAUGA
Molecule: messenger RNA, 2022 nt
Organism: Diaporthe batatas
Lineage: Eukaryota; Fungi; Ascomycota; Sordariomycetes; Diaporthales; Diaporthaceae
Exons: 4
Coding region: 1-2022 (673 amino acids)
Biological process (GO): negative regulation of transcription by RNA polymerase II
Cellular component (GO): Sin3-type complex
Molecular function (GO): histone deacetylase binding
Source: RefSeq, a predicted model, not a curated record